Phaedon cochleariae (mustard beetle) is the source of this 523-nucleotide messenger RNA. The record is from the annotation of a GenBank genome assembly. Lineage: Eukaryota; Metazoa; Arthropoda; Insecta; Coleoptera; Chrysomelidae.
AUAAAGUCAGGUCACAUGAUUUGUCUGUUUCCUGUUAUAUGAAUAAUACCUCUAUGUUCACAUGUUAGUAAACAAUAUAAUCGUCAUUGCUGUAUAGACACCAGAACCAGAAAGAUGUUUGUGAAAUUUUUAAUUGUUUUGAUGGCGUCUGUUGUUGUCCUCGCUGCUAAUUUGUCCGACGAGGAUGAAUGGAAAAACUUCAAGUUGACGCAUCAAAAAUCCUAUGACACCCCAGAGGAAGAAGCACGAAGGCUAGAAAUUUUCACGAAGAAUUUGCGUGCCAUAAGGGCCCAUAACGAGAAAUUCGCUAGAGGCGAAACUUCCUACACGCAAGGUAUAAAUCAAUUCGCUGACCUCACCGAAGAAGAAUUCAGACAAGGGCAUCUCGGGCUGAGACAACCGACACAUGGUUCAAAAUAAAAGUAUCAUGAAUUCAGCUAAUGAUUAUUCAUAUUUUUUUAUAUUGUAUAUGCUUUUUAAUUUCGUUACUAUCAUGACAAAUAAAUGAAUAUUCUGAUCUUCA